Messenger RNA from Cylindrotheca closterium, 1911 nucleotides. NCBI's taxonomy places the organism in Eukaryota, Bacillariophyta, Bacillariophyceae, Bacillariales, Bacillariaceae. The record is from the annotation of a GenBank genome assembly.
AUGAGUGGCACCAAUCAAUCAUCAAGCGCUGACGAGAAUGGCAGGCAAGACGACGAACAACAACAACAACAACAACAACAACAACAACAAGGCGACGAAGGCAAUAACCGUCCACAUACUCGAAAGCCACAGCAUCACGGCCAACAAGAAAAGGCUACCAACGCGCUAUUGAGACUAUUGUCAACAGAGAUUGCCAAGGAUGGAGGAGCAAGUUUGGUGACCUCACUCAAAGACUACUUUGCCACGACCAUCAAUGGGAAACGGUUCAACGCGCUACUCACACAUGCCAUUGGCCAUGCCAAACUCCUUCGAUUCUUGGAAGUUCAUUCGGAAGUCUUCAAUACAGACCGACAUGCCUCUCCCCAUGUUGUGCAUUUGCUUUCACGGCAAUACGUUGUGGACGAGGAUUUGAUCUCGGAUGCCAAAUGGACCAAGGAUAAACUACUAGUGGUGCGAAACAAGGCAUCCUAUGUGCUACAAAAGCGACAAGCCAAAUUGAAUCGGCGGAAAAAGAAACAAGAAUCCAUGGAUAUUGUCACAGAAAACGAUACUACUUAUGCUGCCAACGAUACCACCACGGCCAAUUUGCCAUGGCUCCUUCAGCAAUCGGUCGGAGAUGUUCAUCUUUACCUUAGAGCCUCUGGAUUUUAUGUUCGAACGUUUUACGAAACGGCAAGUGUAGUUGAAACGAAAGAGACACAAAUUCAAAUUCCAUUGGUGGGAAGCCGAGCUUGGCAAGACUUGGUGCUGGAGGAAUUCGGAGCGAUUUUGAAAGCCGAUCCAGAGUCACGAUUUGUCAUUGGAACAUUUUCGUCGUCCAAUGACGGUGGCAGUCCCAAAGUGUGGCUAUCCCACUUGGAUCCAAAUGCUGCGACUGUUGCUACCAAGAUAGCAGAUGGUACUUUCUCGUUAAAGAACAACAAUAAUGGCAGUGUUGGGGUUGAAACGGAAGCGGAAUCAUCACCAUUUUUGGACGAACAGUAUUUGGAUACGCUCGACGAAUGCUUGGUACGGUUGGUCCAUCAAGACGGUGGGCACGAAGUUCGAUUAGAAUUACUCUUGCACCGACACUUGGAAUUGAAAAUGGCAUUGGGAGGCCGAGACUUUUCCACCAUUUAUGAGAAAUGCCAAGAUCGAUUGGAAUCAUCGGACAUUUCCUGUCGCAAGGAAGGAGUGGACUGGAUCUUUGCCUCGAAUCGAACGGCGGCUGCCAAAUAUGGUGGUGGUGGUCGCAUGGUGGUGGACAAAGUUGGAUUGUAUUCCGUGACAAACUCCAAAUGGGGAACGGCAAUUGGAAAUAUUAUGGUGCAAUGUUGCAAGACUACUGCUUUUGGAAACACUACGACAAAGUUGUCGAAUUAUGGCACCACAAGCGAUGGCGACAAUGAUACUGCCACGAAUAGUUCGAAACCUAUAUUGGUCGAUAUGACAGCAUCGGUGGGUGGCAUGACUUUGGGAUUGGCCAAGACGGAAUACUUUGAUCAAAUUCUGGCCUACGAAAUGGAUCCUGAGCGAGCAAAGCUCUGUCAAACCAAUAUGAAACGUCAUGGCGUGGAUCAUCUUGUGGAGGUACGGAAUCAAGAUUCCGUAGAAGCUCUAUCUUCCUUCCUUCCUUGCAAGGAACAUCAAUAUUGCUUUGUUGUUGAUCCACCAUGGGGAGGAGUUGCGUACAAACAAAAGACGAGACGAUAUUCUCAAUUUUUCAUGGGACCCUGGUCACUCAAAGAUGUUUUGGUGCGAAUGUACAUUCACUGCAAGCCAUGUUUGGUGGGAAUGCGAUUGCCCCAAGACAAGGCAAAAGUAAACGAACUUUUGGACGAAUUGCGACAGGAAAAUUUGCGCUUUGAGACCAAGACCCUUCGACAACUGAGUGUCCAACGAUUUGUGGUCCUGCACUUUUUGCCCGACUAG